CCAAUAAUUAAAUUAAGAAUUAUUUCCAAGUGCUAGAUAAAUUAAUAACAAAAUGCUAACAUUUCUUCGAAAGACUUGUAAUUUAUCGGUACUACAAAAUAUAAGAAAUUUACAAAUAUCAGCUAUUUUAUCUUCGGACACACUAUUUACUCACAGAGAUACAGAGUAUAAUAAUCCUAGUACCCCUUUCGAAUUCAAUGAAGCAAAUAAAAAGAGAAUUGAAGCAAUAUUAAAAAUUUAUCCAGAAGGGCAUAAACGAGGUGCUAUGAUUCCUCUAUUGGAUCUUGCUCAACGGCAGUAUGGUUGGCUACCCAUUUCAGCAAUGCACAAAGUUGCAGAAAUCCUUAAUGUAUCCAAUAUGAGAGUAUAUGAAGUUGCUACUUUCUAUACAAUGUUCAAUCGCAAACCCAUGGGAAAAUACCAUGUUCAAAUCUGCACAUGUACACCAUGUUGGUUAAGAGAUUCUGAUUCUAUAUUAAAAGUAGUUCGCGAAGAAACCAAUUGUGAAAUAGGUGGAAAUUCUGCUGAUAAUAUGUUUUCUGUCUCGGAGGUAGAGUGCCUUGGUGCAUGUGCUAAUGCUCCAAUGUUACAAGUUAAUGAUGAUUACUAUGAGGAUUUAACACCUGAAACAACCAAAGCUAUUAUUGAUGCACUUAAAAAUGGAGAACGACCACCGCCCGGACCUCAAUGUUGCAACAGAUAUGCAGCUGAACCAGCUAGUGGACUUACUUCGCUAACUUCUCCUCCACCGGAUCCUACCUUUGGAGUGCGAUCAGAUUUAUAGAUAAAUAAACUUUAAAGUAUUUUAAUGUAUUAUCACAUUUCAUGUAUUGAUCACAGAAUUGGAACAAUUUUUCGUUCUUAUGUUUUCAAAAUAAAAGAAAUAAAUUGAAACUUAUUUCUA
This is a messenger RNA of Ceratosolen solmsi marchali, 904 nucleotides long. RefSeq names its product NADH dehydrogenase ubiquinone (gene ND-24). The record is from RefSeq and is a predicted model, not a curated record. NCBI's taxonomy places the organism in Eukaryota, Metazoa, Arthropoda, Insecta, Hymenoptera, Agaonidae. Gene Ontology annotation, molecular function: NADH dehydrogenase activity. Gene Ontology annotation, biological process: mitochondrial electron transport, NADH to ubiquinone. The transcript has 4 exons. The coding region runs from base 53 to 784 and encodes 243 amino acids. Gene Ontology annotation, cellular component: respiratory chain complex I.